This is a messenger RNA of Fonsecaea erecta, 1815 nucleotides long. RefSeq lists its product as hypothetical. The record is from RefSeq and is a predicted model, not a curated record. The transcript is spliced from 3 exons. Gene Ontology annotation, molecular function: mRNA binding. The coding region runs from base 1 to 1815 and encodes 604 amino acids. Gene Ontology annotation, cellular component: cytoplasm; nucleus. Lineage: Eukaryota; Fungi; Ascomycota; Eurotiomycetes; Chaetothyriales; Herpotrichiellaceae.
AUGGCAGCAUUCUCUAACGCCUCUGACGCGUUCUACGACGACGUCUCAGGGACUUCCCCGAGGGCAUAUCGAAAUGCGCAGUUGAAUCGCCAAGGCGGUAGAGCUGACCCUUAUGGAAGCAUGAGUGCUCCCAUGUUUGGGACCGAGAGCGCUCUGCCCAAUAUGCGUUUCGACGGUAUGCGAGAGAGCUUUGGUGCUCCUAUGCCAAAUCCUGGGGUCGGCAAUAUCAAUUUUCCCUACGAUGCAAGUGCUGCUCAAACGUGGAGUUCGGGGGGGGCGUCUUUGCAAUCCUUUGGCAAUGGCAUGGGCACCAUCCCUCAAAAUGCCAACUAUGGGCCAUCGCGGAGUGUGAAGCCCAGCCGUGGUCGUGUGGGCAUUUCCAACAUUUGGUAUGACCAGCCAGGGCAAUUACAGCAACAGCACCCUGCGAUCGUGGGACACCGCCCCGGUCCUCAAGGUCGCAGUGACCAGCAGGAAGACGAUGACGAACUGAUCCCCACGGCAAUUGUGAUCAAGAAUAUUCCCUUUGCAGUGAAGAAAGAGCAGCUUGUCCAGUUGAUGGUCGAUAUGAACCUUCCUCUGCCAUAUGCAUUCAACUAUCAUUUUGACAAUGGCGUCUUCCGGGGAUUGGCCUUUGCCAACUUCACUUCUCCCCAAGAGACUGAACAAGUCAUCCAAGCUCUGAACCAUAUGGACUUGAGCGGUCGUAAAUUGCGAGUCGAAUACAAGAAAAUGCUACCUCUCGCUGAACGGGAGCGCAUUGAAAGGGAGAAGCGCGAACGCCGUGGUCAGUUGGAGGAACAACACCGUCCCAUGGCACAGUCGCAGCUUCAUAACCAAGUUUCGUUGUCGUCCAUUUCGCGAAACACCCCAUCGCCGCUGUCACACCGCAGCACAAUGCCUGACGUCGACAUGAAUGACCCCAAGACUCUCGAGUUCUAUACCGAGAUGACCCUAUUUAGGCGAGAUCCUACUCGUGAAGUCCUCAUAUUCCCUCCAACACUGGAGCCUCACCAUCGUCGCAUUGUCCACACCCUCGCCCACCACAUGGGCUUGAUGCACACAUCCCGUGGCACAGGAGAUCAGCGACAAGUCCAUAUUCACCGACCAGCGCCUGGCACGAAUGUGAGCCCACCGACUCUCGCAGGCGGGUUUGGGUCCAAUGAUGGCAUGCGCCAGGGUCUCGCCAGGUCUUCCACAGCGGACUUCAAUGAUGGCAGACAGUACGAUGGUCCUGCGUUCAACACUCUCCGCGGUCAAUCCUCGGUUGGAUUGUUGGAUGUCAUGGACUCCAGCGCCUAUGGCAGAAAUGCCGAUAGUAACCUGCGCAAUGCCAAGUCCUUUGCAGACCUGCGAUCAUGGAGCCCUUCGCCGGUACCUUCUUCCGCGAGCUUCCCUGCAGCCUUACAGACCAACGGAGCACGUUUGCAGGCGUUGAACGAUACAGCCGGUUCUAACACACCCACAUUGACUCCGACGGCCUCUAAUGCAGGCGUCAACCGAGAUGAACCAUUCCUCAUCUCCAGCUUUUCGAAUCUUUCCAUGACUAACAACAGCGGCAGCCAGACCAGCCCUCGCCGGCAGCGCAGCUUCUUCGGGAACGGAUCCGAGUGGACCGAAGGCCAAAACUACCAGCCCACUGCCCCGAUUGGCAGCAAGCGAACCGUGAGCAUCGGGCCGGAGACCACUUCUCAGAACAACAACCCCCUGCGUCAGUCGCGAGGGCCGAGUUCAACCAGCGCCAUCGGAUUCCGCCGACAGAACGGACGUGGCAGCGACGAAUUGCGUACGGCCGCAUCAGCAAUUGCCGAAUGA